This is a messenger RNA of Lolium rigidum, 2052 nucleotides long. Its product is annotated as dihydrolipoyllysine-residue acetyltransferase component 2 of pyruvate dehydrogenase complex, mitochondrial-like. Gene Ontology annotation, molecular function: dihydrolipoyllysine-residue acetyltransferase activity. The record is from RefSeq and is a predicted model, not a curated record. Bases 17 to 1654 code for a protein of 545 amino acids. The transcript has 19 exons. Gene Ontology annotation, biological process: pyruvate decarboxylation to acetyl-CoA. Gene Ontology annotation, cellular component: pyruvate dehydrogenase complex. Lineage: Eukaryota; Viridiplantae; Streptophyta; Magnoliopsida; Poales; Poaceae.
CGCCUCGCCGCCCGCCAUGUCCGCCGCGCACCUCCUCCGCCACUCCCGCAAGCUGCGGAGCUUGCGGAACGCUAUAGACUGCGAGCGCUCCGGCCUGGCGCGCUACUUCUCUACUGGUUCUGGAUCCUUUGCCGUCAAGGAAAAUGGUGUUGAGAGAAGAAUUGGAGGCGCCAGAUUUUCUCAGUACAAGCAAUCUGGGAAAAACCUUGAGACCUGCAAGGUGUCAGUAGGAGGAGUAAAUGGAAGCUCUGCUUUCGGAGGAACACUCACCAACCGUAUCUCAAGUGGUGUUGCUGGCCUCAAUGGUCCACUGUCAUGUGUGCGGUUAGCCUCAGCAAGGUCUUUCUCAAGUAGUGCAGACCUACCACCACAUCAGGAAAUUGGGAUGCCAUCACUUUCUCCUACGAUGACUGAGGGAAACAUUGCUAAGUGGGUGAAGAAGGAAGGGGACCAAGUCUCACCUGGUGAAGUUCUGUGCGAGGUUGAAACGGAUAAAGCCACAGUUGAGAUGGAGUGCAUGGAAGAGGGCUAUCUUGCUAAGAUUGUUCAGGGUGAUGGUGCCAAGGAGAUUAAAGUUGGCGAGAUCAUCUGUGUGACAGUCGAAGAAGAGGGUGACAUCGAGAAGUUUAAAGAUUAUAAACCAUCGUCUUCCGAUGCACCUGUAGCUCCUUCUGAAUCAAAGGCUAAAUCUGAACCUGCGGAGCCAAAGGCAGAGGAGAAAGUGCCUGCCAAGGCUCCUGAGCCGAAGGCCCCAAAGACCGAAGAAGCUUCUCGAUCUGGCGAUAGAAUAUUCUCCAGCCCCCUUGCAAGAAAAUUAGCAGAAGAUAACAAUGUCCCACUAUCAAGUGUAAAAGGCACUGGUCCUGAUGGUCGUAUUCUGAAGGCAGACAUUGAAGAUUACUUGGCUUCUGCGACCAAGGGUGGCAAGAGCGAGAUUUUUGCCGCUUCAGGAUUAGAUUACACUGAUAUUCCAAAUGCGCAGAUAAGAAAGGUUACUGCGAACCGCCUCUUAGCCUCUAAACAGACCAUCCCGCAUUACUACUUGACAGUUGACACACGCGUCGAUAAUCUUAUCAAGCUGCGAGGAGAAUUGAACCCUCAGCAAGAAGCUUCUGGUGGAAAGAAGAUAUCUAUUAAUGACCUUGUUAUAAAGGCUGCAGCUUUGGCUCUUCGAAAGGUCCCCCAGUGUAACAGUUCUUGGAUGAAUGAUUUUAUCCGCCAAUACAACAAUGUGAACAUAAAUGUCGCUGUACAAACUGAGCAUGGAUUGUUUGUUCCAGUAGUUAGGGAUGCAGACAAGAAGGGACUUGGUACAAUCGGUGAGGAGGUGAAGCAGUUGGCUCAAAGAGCAAGGGAUAACAGCUUAAAACCACAAGAUUAUGAGGGUGGCACGUUCACAGUAUCAAACUUGGGAGGUCCUUUUGGAAUUAAACAAUUCUGUGCUAUCAUAAAUCCUCCCCAAUCAGCAAUCUUGGCCAUUGGUUCUGCUGAGAAGAGGGUGAUACCUGGCAGUGCGGAUGGUCAGUAUGAGUUUGGUUCCUACAUGUCAGUAACAAUGAGCUGUGAUCACAGGGUUAUUGAUGGUGCAAUUGGUGCGGAAUUCCUGAAAGCGUUCAAGGGCUACAUCGAGAACCCAACGACAAUGUUGCUAUAAAGUUAGGAGGAUGAAAACUAUUCUUGUCAAGUUCAUGAAUAAUGCACAGAAUGGUGCUGUCUCGUUUUACAUAACCUCGGCAUGGUCUUGUGGGAUCCAGAGGGCCGGAACCAAGAGCACAGACCCAACACAGGAUGACCUGAUUUUUUGGCCUGAAAACUCAGUUGUUCUUUUUCCCUUCUUUUUUUCUCCCGGAGUUAUGAUGAAAAGUAUGUUCGGCUUACAUACUCUGCUGAGCUCAUUUUUGUCGGUUUUGUGCCACUGAGAAAUCUUGAGUAUAGGGAGUUGCCAUUUUUCUAUAUAUAUACACGUAAACUUAACCAGGAGGCUCAGAAAAUGGUCGGAAUAAAUAAGCCAUGGUGGAUGAAACACCACCUUUUUGUUCGUUCAGUGACGCA